Molecule: messenger RNA, 924 nt
Organism: Triticum turgidum subsp. durum (durum wheat)
Lineage: Eukaryota; Viridiplantae; Streptophyta; Magnoliopsida; Poales; Poaceae
Source: the annotation of a GenBank genome assembly
AUGCGGCUUAGCUGCAACGGCUGCCGCGUGCUGCGGAAGGGCUGCAGCGAGGACUGCAGCAUCCGCCCCUGCCUGCAGUGGAUCAAGAGCCCCGAGGCGCAGGCCAACGCCACCGUCUUCCUCGCCAAGUUCUACGGCCGCGCGGGGCUCAUGAACCUCAUCAACGCCGGCACGGACGACAGCCUCCGCCCCGGCAUCUUCCGCUCGCUCCUCUACGAGGCCUGCGGCCGGAUCGUCAACCCCAUAUACGGCUCCGUCGGCCUGCUCUGGUCCAACAACUGGCAGAUGUGCCAGGCCGCCGUCGAGGCCGUCCUCAGCGGCAAGCCCAUCGUCCAGGUCUCCUCCGAGGAUGCCGCCGCCGACCGGACACCGCCGCUCAAGGCGUACGACAUCCGCCACGUCUCCACCUCGCCAGCCGCCGACGGGAGGCUCCACAAGGUCGCCAAGCCGGGUCGCACCCGCUUCAAGCGCGCGUCCUCCGCCUCGUCCCACCACAACCCGUCCAGCGACUCCAACAACAAGCCCAAGCCCAAGCCGCAGCCUCAGACGCGGGCGCCCACGGCGGAGGAGGAGCUGGAUCGUCAACACCGCAAGGAGAUGGAGGAGGGCGCGUCCCAGCGUGCUCCGAGCCACGAAUCCUCCGACAGCCGACACGAGGACCCCGUGGAGCCACACUGCCAGCAAGAGGCGUCCGCAGACACGGAGGCCGAGGCGGGAUCGCACGUCAGCCAGGCGGAGCAGGAGCAGGAGCAGAGCACAGAGCCGGCCGCAGAGCACGCGGAGGAGGUCGAAAAGGAGGAGGACGAAGAACUAGCGCUCGAGCUUACGCUUGGAUUCGCUCCCGUCGCAGUACGGCCGGCCGGAUUUCACCUGAGCGUCCGGACCGCGGCGGAGCCGGCUUUCGUCGGGCUCCGGUUCCUCUAA